Messenger RNA from Gaeumannomyces tritici R3-111a-1, 558 nucleotides. RefSeq lists its product as hypothetical. Lineage: Eukaryota; Fungi; Ascomycota; Sordariomycetes; Magnaporthales; Magnaporthaceae. The coding region runs from base 1 to 558 and encodes 185 amino acids. The record is from RefSeq and is a predicted model, not a curated record. The transcript has 2 exons.
AUGGCCACCCUGCAGCUGGCAGUCUGCAUUCAGGAACCGAGGUCGCUGGACAUCGGGAGCCUCGCGGGUCGGGCCAACAUCAUUGUCGGUGGUAAGCCCUUCCUAGAGGAAGAGAAGGAGGGAGGAAAUAAAGGGGACGUUGAGGUUGUAAGAGAGGGAAAAGUGGUCGGGGUGAAGGACGGGGACGUCAACAUUGGAAAAGAUGGGAGCGUCACGAUCACAGAAGACGAUGAGGCCGACGAGGCCGCUUCCGAUGGUGAGGAGGAAGAGGCCGACGAGACGGCGGUCGAGGGCAGAGAGAAAGCUGCAGCCAAGGCUGAGGAAGUCGAAGCGGUCAAGGAGUCGGAAAAGUUCAAGAAUAACGCCGGCAUCACCAUCGACCCGAACCGCGGCGUGACCAACAUCGGCGGGAACCUCGGCAUCACAAAGGGCUCCGACAGCAGCCAGUCUAUCGGCGGGAAGAGUGGCAUCAACAUCGGAGCUCCUGCGAAAAAGGCCAGCAAAGAGGCCGCCACUGAGAAGGCAUCCGAGGCAGCGGAUGAUGAGGAAGACGAAUAG